GCUCGUCCUUUCCCACCUAACCCCUUUUCCUCUCUCUCUCUCUCUCUCUCUCUCUCUCUCUCGAUCUCGAUCUCGAUCUCGAUCUCGCGAACGCGAUCCCUCGGAUCCUUUGUUCCUUGAUCGACGCGCCGGGGAUAUCGGGGAGAGCUGGAUCGGGCUUUGUGGCGGAUUCGCGCGGAGGAGCGCCUCCGAACGAGCUCGAUUUCGCCGGAGAUGGGGAUUUCUCGAGGGUUUUGAUCGGUUGGGGGCUCGGUCGCGGUUCGAAUUGGGAGGUUUCGAGCUUCUGCGAGGUUGAAUCGCGCGAGAACUCGUGUUCUCCGCCUGUUUCUUCUUCUUCUCCUUCUCGCUCUCGAUUUCGCCGUUUGCUGUUGUCGGAUUCGCGCGGGUUGCUUUUGGUCGCUUUGCUCCGAGAUCCCGCGGGGGUUUCGUGAGGAGAUUCGGGGUGCUUUGAGCUCGAAGGGGGCUAUUCUCGUGCUAAUCGCGGUUCCGAUCGUGUUCCUCGCGCUAGAUCUGAGGUUGCUGAGGAGAAUCACCACCCCUCCGUGAAUCCGGAGGAGAAGAGGAGUCGGAGCGCGCCUUUACUCUGCCUCAAGGCGUUAAAGGUCGCCCUUUUUGGUUCUAAAAGUAACGGAGAGUGGAAGAGGAAGUGUAGCAAGGGAGCGUUUUGAAGGGGGAGGUGCCUUUUCGCUUCCUAAAGAUCGUUGGAUUUGUUCCUAGGGUUUCUGCGAGGGCAAAGGGGAAUUUGAAGCGGCGUUGAAGUUAGUUAAUACGUGGACAACUGAGGGUUUAAUGGGCAUCUAAAGUGUCAAACUGGUUGGAAAGGCCAAAAGGAAGGGAUCUUUCGCUGUUUCUUUUAAGUAAUCUUCCUGUUGUAGCUUAUGGUUAACAGAUCUCUGGAGAAAUGGAGCAGAUAAGGGGGAGUUGGUUGCUUCCUUUUCACUUCUCUUAUCUAAAGUUUAGCCCUUGUUGAAUUGAGCUGUUGAAAGAGCGAGACAAAAAUUUCUAAUGGCGAUGCCGCCUCCGAAUUGUUUAGAUCGAGCUCCAACAGGUUCAGGGCCUUCUGGUGAUGCCCUAUAUAGGGAACUAUGGCAUGCAUGUGCAGGACCUCUUGUCACUUUACCCCGCCAGGAUGAGAGAGUUUAUUACUUUCCACAAGGUCAUAUGGAACAGCUUGAGGCAUCGACAAAUCAGGGCCUUGACCAGCAGGUCCCCUUCAUGAAUAUACCUUCAAAGAUCUUAUGCAGGGUAGUGAAUAUUGAUCUUCGAGCUGAGCCAGAUACAGAUGAAGUUUACGCACAGAUAAUGUUAAUACCCGAAUCAGAUAAAAUUGAGAUCACCAGCUCAGAUCCUCCAGUUCCUGAGCCUGAAAGGUGCACAGUCCAUUCCUUUUGCAAGACGCUAACUGCUUCAGAUACAAGCACUCAUGGGGGGUUCUCGGUUCUUAGGAGGCAUGCUGAUGAAUGUCUACCUCCACUGGAUAUGUCCCAGCAACCACCAUGGCAGGAAUUGGUUGCCAAAGAUCUUCAUGCGAAUGAAUGGCAUUUUCGUCAUAUUUUCCGAGGACAACCUAGGAGGCAUCUGCUCACCACUGGUUGGAGCGUUUUUGUUAGCUCAAAAAGAUUGGUUGCUGGUGAUGCAUUCAUUUUCUUAAGAGGCGAGAAUGGUGAAUUACGGGUUGGCGUGAGGAGGGUUAUGAGGCAAUUAAGCAACAUGCCGUCAUCUGUCAUAUCUAGCCACAGCAUGCAUCUUGGAGUUCUUGCUACUGCUUCUCAUGCUAUCUCUACUGGGACUCUUUUUAGUGUUUUCUACAAGCCAAGAACAAGUCGAUCCGAGUUUGUCAUAAGCGUCAACAAGUAUCUUGAAGCUAAAAAUCAAAAGAUGUCAGUGGGAAUGAGGUUUAAAAUGAGAUUUGAGGGUGAUGAAGCUCCAGAAAGAAGAUUUAGCGGAACUAUUAUUGGCGUCGGAGACAUGCCAGCAUCUCAAUGGAAAGAUUCUGAUUGGAGAUCUUUAAAGGUUCAAUGGGACGAACCUUCUUCUAUUCCCCGCCCUGACAGAGUUUCUCCAUGGGAGGUGGAGCCACUUGUUGCAUCUAAUCCGCCGACUUCUCUGCCUGCACCAAGGAAUAAACGAGCUCGGCCGCCACCUUCACCUUCUGUAACGCCAGAACUUUCUUCUGUGUUUGGUUUGUGGAAAUCUCCGCCUGAGUCUUCCCAGACUUUUUCAUUUACUGGGGGGCAGCGAGUUCAAGAGCUUUACUCAUCAUCCAGUCCCACCCAUCUGUUUUCAUCUGGAUCAAUCGGCUUUGGUGCAAAGAACGAGCCAUCUAUGGUAACCGCAAACCAGCUUUUCUGGCCAAUGAGAGACUCUCAGACCGGUUCCUAUUCUGCAAGUGUUAAUGUCAAAGAAACAAGCGAAAGAAAGCAAGAGUCCAGUGCUAGUGUGGGAUGCAGAUUAUUCGGGAUCCAGCUGGUAGAAAGUUCCGCAGUAGAAGAUGCCUCAGUGGUGGUAACUGUGUCCGGUGGGGUAUGUGAUAAUCACGCUGCGAACUCAAUAGAUGUGGACUCCGAUCGGCAAUCUCAGCCUUCAAAUGGAACCAAGUCUGAUGCCCCUGCAGUGAGCAGCGAGCGAUCGCCCCAUGAAAAUCAAAGCCGCCAAGUGAGGAGCUGCACAAAGGUUCACAUGCAAGGAAAGGCUGUUGGGAGGGCGGUUGAUUUGACGAGAUUAGAUGGGUAUAGAGACUUCCUCCUCAAGCUGGAGGAGAUGUUCAGUAUCGAAGGAGAGCUCACUGGUACUAUGAAGAAAUGGCAGGUUGUAUACACCGACGAUGAGGACGACAUGAUGAUGGUUGGAGAUGAUCCUUGGAACGAGUUCUGCAGCAUGGUGAGGAAGAUCUACAUCUUCACAUAUGAAGAAGCCAAGAGGCUGUCUCCCAAGGGAAAGCCAUCGCUUUUCGGCGACGUCAUGAAGCCAAGCCCGAAGAAGGCCUCACCGGAAGCCAACAUGGAUGACCGCGACCGGCCUGCUGAUAAUGAUUGCUAACUCUUCUUUCCUUUUUUCUUUUUCCUUUUUGAACCAAGUAGGAUGUAGCUGCUGUUCGAUUGGAUUGUGGGCCCUACGGUGGGGCCCGAUUCUGUUCCACGCCAUGCUUUGGUCGUGGCGCCAUGUAUUGUGCCCUCAUUAACACCUAGCAGAAGUGGUUUCGGCAGAUGGUUGCACUCUAGCUUUUGGCAAGAUCAUCGUUAUUUCCAGUGUGAGGGUUGGCAGGCAAGGCUUCUUGUUGGGCAACUUCAGAUAACUAAUUAGGGUGUAGAUGUGUGCGCCGAACGCACGACUAUCUUUUUUAUCUUGUUCCUAGCUUUUCACUAGCAAAUAGAAUAUAUGUGUAACUAUUAGCGGUACCGUAACAUGCAAACGCAUUGCUGGAUGCGUUAUUCGGCUUCUUUAGGGUUGUCUAGCUAUGUUUGAUUACCUGAUGCUGUGUUGUUGUCAUCGCUGUUGUCGUCAAUAUUGUCAUCCAAAGCCUAUGUACAUAUGUGAUUGAAUGUGGUCUUUUUGUCGUUCUUAUUCUGUGUUCUUAUUCUGUUUAGGUGAAAAUGUACUGAUAUUAUUGAAAAUAUUCUGCACUUCGAAA
Molecule: messenger RNA, 3631 nt
Organism: Ananas comosus (pineapple)
Lineage: Eukaryota; Viridiplantae; Streptophyta; Magnoliopsida; Poales; Bromeliaceae
Product: auxin response factor 7-like
Exons: 14
Coding region: 1006-3039 (677 amino acids)
Biological process (GO): response to hormone; regulation of DNA-templated transcription
Cellular component (GO): nucleus
Molecular function (GO): DNA binding; protein binding
Source: RefSeq, a predicted model, not a curated record